Messenger RNA from Trypanosoma rangeli, 1863 nucleotides. RefSeq names its product GPI inositol deacylase 2. Gene Ontology annotation, cellular component: endoplasmic reticulum. The record is from RefSeq and is a predicted model, not a curated record. The transcript has a single exon. Lineage: Eukaryota; Euglenozoa; Kinetoplastea; Trypanosomatida; Trypanosomatidae. Gene Ontology annotation, biological process: GPI anchor metabolic process; endoplasmic reticulum to Golgi vesicle-mediated transport. Gene Ontology annotation, molecular function: phosphatidylinositol deacylase activity. Bases 1 to 1863 code for a protein of 620 amino acids.
AUGGGCGUCAAGCCGUUAGUGAGUGAUGAAAACAAGUGGGAGAAGCACCUCCCUGGCAGCAAAGCUUUCUUCCCUUCCACAGACUCGGUGGAGGGGCACAGCGGUGUGGCAGCGAGGGCACUAAAGAUGGUGAAGACCUUUGCUUGGUUAACGGCGCUGGCGGCGAUCAUUUUUGCUGUAUCUAUGUUUUUUUUUCUGCUUGCGUCAAAAGAGAUGUUCAACAAAUGCCGCCCGAAACGUAUACCGCUAUCGGCGGGAAACUAUUGGUUUCAAUACGAGCAGAGGCCAUUACUCACAGAAGAUGCAAACGGGAGGAACGAAGAAAAAAGUUUUCCGCCCUACGAGCUGCACCGUAUCUCGUGUGUGUGGGAAAUACAACCAGUUGUUCCAGAUGCUCGAACGUCUGCAACAAAGUCGCGGAGGUCGCUUGUGUUUUUUGUGCACGGCAAUGCGGGAUCAUACACGGAUCCCUCUCGCCUGAGAUGUGCUAUGUCUCGAGAAGCCAACUUUGAAGUGGAGCUGUAUGCGUUUGACUUUCUGCACCAGGUGAACAUUCACCGUGGUAAGCUUAUUCAGCAGCAGGCGGCUUUUGUCGCCCAGACGUUAGAGUCAAUGCUAAGAAGGGCUGCACUCAAGCGUCUUACCGACUACACAGUUUUACAAGGGGCAGAGUUGUUGAAAAACGCAUCUACGCUUGCCAAACAGGACGGUGCAAUUUCCGUUUGGGUUGUUGGUCAUUCUAUGGGUGGCGUGGUUGCACGCCUGGCGGUGGAGAUGCUGCGGAGGUCGGGCAGCUCUGUCUUUAUUGAAGGCAUCAUCACGCUAAACUCACCGCAUCGUUAUCCUCCCAUUUUUCUGGAUGAUCCCAUGUUGAGGGUCUACGAGACUCUGUGGCGGUCACAGGACCGAAAUGCGGCGUUAAACAUGUCGCGACAUCUCUCACCGCGUUUAUACUCUGUCUCCUCAGGUGCAUUGGACCUUCAGGUAGAGCCGUGGCUGACGAAUCUCAUCGAGCCGGAUCAUGAGCCAUCUUCAAGCACGAUGCUUCGUACUGGCGAUCCAAACUUUUGUGGAAGGACGUUGUCGCACACAGAGGCUUUGCGUGACCAAUGCGUGGUUGAGUUUAUCACGGGUAUCAUUGCAAAUAGAUCAGCUGGAGUGGUUCCGACGCAAACUGAUGCUACCACCAUGAAUCCCUUAGUUUCUAUUGAGGACUCCGUCACUUUGUGGUGGGCGCAAAGGAGUGUGAAGAGUCACACACUUCCUGCUUUUUUAUUAUCAUUUUACACUGUAUUGGUGCUUUCUGUCAUUCACCCAACUGUCUCACGUCUAAUGCUAAAUGGUAGCUGUAGCUCGGCCUCCAGAACCUUUGGUUUUAGUUGGGGGCAUCACCUGGUGAUGCUGCUGCGGAUAUUCACGAUGGGUGGUGUAGUGAUUGCUGCUCUGCUUGUAAGUAUUAUUGGUCAUCUAGUCCUUGUGCAGCUUCGCUGUUGUUUGUUUCCUUGGUCUGAAAUGUGCAGCCUUCCGUGGGUUGCUGACGAUCUUGCAUGCAGUACUACAACGGACUGGGGUCAUUUGCCCUUAUUGCUUAUUGCUUGGCUUGGUCCAGCACUGCUUGGGUCAUGGAUGGGUGUGGUAGCUUAUUAUCUUCUUCGUAGGUGGUUACAGCUAAGUUUGCGUAUGUGGACGGUGUUCCGCUCAAUCUGUCAUUCUAGAUUUUGUUUUGUAUGCCGUUUUCUGCCAAGAAGAAAUAUGUGGCGUUUUUUUUUCUGCUACUGUACUCUAUUACAGUGGUGGUGUGUACCAUUUCCUUGGAGCUCUAUCAACGCAACUUUAUGUGGCUUGGUUUUAUAUUACUAUUGA